GGCAAUCCAUCGGGAAACGUUGAUGGCGCUCAGAACCCUCGGAGCCUUCUCCUCCUCCUCCAACGCUUCUACUACUCCACCCGCUCUCUGCCCUCACAAGCCCUCAUCGCUCCUCCCCUUCGUCCCUCUUUCACCUCCUCCUCUUCCUAUUCGCUUCCAUCUCCCACCCCUCAAAGCCCAAGCAACUCCCCGAUGCUCCUCGUCCUCUUCCGCCUCCAUUACCUCUCCGUCGCCCAUCUUUCUCCCCCAUCUCCAAGCCGAUGAAGAGGAGAGCGAAUUUGACCAGGGAGGACCAGCAGCAGAAGAAGGAAACAUCGAUGAAGAAGCAGAGGAGGAGGAGAAAGAGGACGAUGAGGCCUCCGACCCCAUUCUCGAGUUCUUCAGGUUCCGCUCCUCCUCCUCGGCCGAUGACCCCAAGCAGGACGGCCGCCUCUCCCUACAGAGGAACCGUCGCACGUCUUGGCACAUCGCCAACAUCGACUCCGCCGACCUUGACCACGACGGCCUCGAGGACGAAGGACAAGUGCUCGAGCCGCCGUCGCCGUCGCCGCCACAACCGGCCGAAGAUGGAGUCGUGGCGGAGAUCUUGGGCGUCGCGAGGAGCCUCCCGGAGAACGCCACGCUAGGGGAACUCUUGGGUCCUUACGCCGGGAGGGUCGGGGAAGGGGAGUGUAUCGAGCUGCUUGGGAGGAUGGGGGAGGAGGGCUUGCCUUGGGGGUGCCUUUAUCUGUUUCAGUGGAUGGGGUUGCAGGAGCCGUCGCUGGUGACGCCGCGGGCUUGCUCGGUGCUGUUCCCGGUACUGGGUAGAGCGGGCAUGGGGGACAAGCUGAUGGUUCUCUUUCAGAACUUGCCCAAGGGGAAGAGAUUCAGGGAUGUAUGCGUCUAUAACUCUGCCAUAUCUGGCCUUGCAUCCUGCGGGAGAUAUGAUGAUGCCUGGAAAGUGUAUGAAGCACUUGAAGUCAACAACAUCAAACCAGAUCAUGUAACUUGUUCUGUUCUGAUAACCAUCAUGAGGAAAAAUGGUAAGCACUCAAAGGAUGCCUGGGAAUUCUUUGAAAGGAUGAACAGAAAAGGUAUCAAAUGGAGUUUGGAACUCAUUGGCACUCUUAUUAAAUCCUUCUGUGAUGACGGGCUGAAAAAGGAAGCUCUCAUCAUUCAAGCAGAAAUGGAAAGGAAAGGAAUUUCAGCCAACAUCAUAAUUUACAACACCUUGAUGGAUGCCUAUAGUAAAUCCGACCAGGUUGAGGAGGCAGAAGGUCUCUUUCAUGAGCUGAAAGAAAAGGGACUAAAGCCAACUACAGCAACGUACAACAUUCUAAUGAAUGCCUAUAGCAGAAGAAUGCAACCUGAAAUAGUUGAAUCUUUAAUAACUGAGAUGCAAGGUUUAGGCUUGAAACCAAAUGUAAAAUCAUAUACCUGCCUCAUAAGUGCCUAUGGAAGACAGAGGAAAAUGAGUGACGUGGCAGCAGAUGCAUUUUUGCGGAUGAAAAGGGCUGGAAUUAAACCCACGUCACACUCAUAUACUGCUUUGAUUCAUGCAUAUUCAGUUGGUGGAUGGCAUGAAAAAGCAUAUGCCGCAUAUGAGAAUAUGAAAAGAGAGGGGAUAUCACCCUCAAUAGAAACAUACACAGCUCUGCUUGAUGCAUUCAGGCGAGCUGGUGAAACUGAUAAAUUAAUGGAGAUAUGGAAAUCCAUGAUCAGCAACAAAGUUGAAGGUACAAGAGUUACAUUUAACAUUAUUCUAGAUGGUCUGGCUAAACAUGGUCUUUAUGUUCAAGCAAGAGAUGUGAUACAUGAAUUUGGAAAGCUUGGCUUGCAGCCAACAGUCAUGACCUACAAUAUACUGAUGAAUGCAUAUGCACGGGGAGGGCAACACUGCAAGUUACCACAGUUGCUGAAAGAUAUGAGUGCCCUCAAUUUGAAGCCUGACUCUGUAACUUAUUCGACAAUGAUAUAUGCAUAUGUUCGUGUACGUGAUUUUACUAGAGCAUUCUAUUAUCACAAGCAAAUGGUCAGAAGCGGGCAGGUGCCUGAGGCCAGAUCCUAUCAGAAAUUGCGGGCUAUUUUGGAUGUCAAAGCUGCAACAAAAAAUCGGAGGGAUAGAAGUGCUAUACUUGGAAUACUGAAUAGCAAAUUUGGUUUGAAACCGAAAAAAGGCAAGGAUGAAUUCUGGAAAAACAAAAAGAAGAGAUCUAUUAUGACCAGGGUUGUUGGUGAUAAAAAAUAAUCUAGUGAAAUUCUCCUUCAAAUUAUAAUCGAAUGACUUGGUUCUUGUUGGGACUGAUAACUACAUCUGCUUGGUUUCAUUGGUUAUAUGUUCUUUCCACCUCAUGCGUGCAUCCGUUCCUGACUUGGUGUGUCAUCUAAAAACAAUUAUAUCAAAUGAGAUGGCACACCAUUCCAAACAACUAGAUGACAGAGUUAGGGAAUUUUCUUGUGAACCACUGCAAGUGAUUAUGGUUAUUCAUGGUCGUCCUAUUUUUAUGAAAAUAUGGCAUUGCCUUGUUGAUCAUUUUUAUGGUGGUGCAAUACCUUUCAGGGUUUAGAAUAUCAUGAGGACGUGAAAAUUUUGUUUGUUCCAGCUGUAUGGUGACUUCAUUCCGUUGCUCUGUGACCUUGAGAGAAGCUCACUAUUGCCCGCGCUCCAUGAUUCUGGAGUUGUGAGAUAUAUAUUAUGAACUUGGUUGUCUUCAGUGUUAUACUGUAAAGCUGAUUAAAUUAAUCCCAAUCAGCUGCAAAGAAGUUGAUUACCCCGUGGCAGUUGCAGUGCAUAUGUGGUUAAGAAUUAGUGUAAUUUCAAUCAAUGUUAAUUAAGUUGAUACCAGAGUCUGUAAGAAUAAUUUUUGGAUUAAGAAGGGAAAGAAGCUGUGAUGGUUCUGACAGUUGUGAGACCUUGCAUCACUUGGGAUUAGGGCAAACUUGUUAUCAUAUAUGUGUGUUAUUGUCUUUGUAAGUGAGUUUGUAUCAUCUAACACUUGGUAUCUUCUGUUCCGUGUGAUUAGAUUCUACAUCUCAAUGCUCAUUGUUGUGUGUGCUUCGUA
This is a messenger RNA of Musa acuminata subsp. malaccensis (wild Malaysian banana), 3041 nucleotides long. Its product is annotated as pentatricopeptide repeat-containing protein At5g50280, chloroplastic. The record is from RefSeq and is a predicted model, not a curated record. Gene Ontology annotation, molecular function: protein binding. NCBI's taxonomy places the organism in Eukaryota, Viridiplantae, Streptophyta, Magnoliopsida, Zingiberales, Musaceae.